Lycium barbarum (goji berry) is the source of this 988-nucleotide messenger RNA. RefSeq names its product fasciclin-like arabinogalactan protein 12. The record is from RefSeq and is a predicted model, not a curated record. Bases 74 to 808 code for a protein of 244 amino acids. The transcript has a single exon. Lineage: Eukaryota; Viridiplantae; Streptophyta; Magnoliopsida; Solanales; Solanaceae.
ACGUUCUACAACUCUCCCUCCACAACACCUACCAAAUUGAACCAAAAAAAACCCUCCAAAAAAAAGCAAAAAAAUGAAACAUAUAUUCUUGAUCUUGUUCCUUUUCUUCUUGAAAUGCAUUGGCAUUUUGGCUCAAGCUCCUGCUCCAGCUCCAGGUCCACCACCUCCGCUAAACGUGACAAAGAUCCUCGAAAAAGCAGGCCAGUGCUCGACAUUUAUCCGUCUACUUCAGACCACAACACAACUCAAUGAAAUCACCUCACAACUCAACAAUUCAAACAAUGGAAUCACUAUGUUUGUGCCAACAGAUAAUGCAUUCUUGACCAUGAAAGCAGGAACAUUGAACUCUUUCAAUGAUCAACAAAAAGCUGAACUUAUCCAAUUCCAUAUUCUCCCUACAUACUAUUCACCCACUCAAUUCCAAACUGCUAGCAACCCUUUAAGGACACAAGCUGGAGGAACAAGCAACAGAGAAUUUCCUAUAAAUAUAACAACGACGGGGAAUUCAAUUAACAUUACAACCGGGGUUGUGAAUGCAAGUGCUUCAAGUACUAUAUAUACUGAUGACCACCUGGCUAUAUAUCAAGUGGACAAAGUUCUUCUUCCUUUAAAAUUCUUUGUUUCUCCAGCUCCAGCACCAGCACCUACGCCUAUAACGCCGAAAAAGAAAGCAGGAUCCUCUGGUUCUUCAUCUAAACAAGAUUCUUCCUCUGCUACUUCUAUGUUUCAAGAAAUGUAUAAAGGGGUGAUCUACAAAGGGGGAAUUUUCCUUUUCUUCUUUUCUGCUGCAUUUUCUUGGAGUAUAUAAGUAUGAUGUUAGUAUUUGUAUGCAUGUAUGGUUGUGAUUCUUUACCUACAUUUAUUUGGGAUUGAAUUUUGAGUGUUAAAAUGGUCUUGCUAUUAUUUGUUUUUUUGAAGGCUUCAUCUUGGUUAUUAGUUGGUAUUUGUAUUCAAGAGGUAUAUAAAAAAUACAGUGGAUUAUUCUUCA